Messenger RNA from Trypanosoma rangeli, 525 nucleotides. RefSeq names its product amino acid transporter. The record is from RefSeq and is a predicted model, not a curated record. NCBI's taxonomy places the organism in Eukaryota, Euglenozoa, Kinetoplastea, Trypanosomatida, Trypanosomatidae. The transcript has a single exon. Bases 1 to 525 code for a protein of 174 amino acids.
AUGUACGGUGCGCCUCCGCAGCAGCCUGCGGCGGUGGUGGGUUCACUUGGCGCAGCCUGCGGCCAAGCGCGACUCUUCAUGGACAGGCAUAUGUUUUCCAUCUCUGAAGCUUUGUGGUGCAGUGUAUCCCAUACCUCCUCUCUCUUUUUUUGUCUUUGUUUUUGGUAUGUUUUGUGUGGUUCUGCGCUGCUUGGAACGCGUGCGUGUGUGAUGGCGCGGAUUGACGAUGCGGUCGGAACCCGAGGGUGGCGACGGGUGUGCUGGGCGGCACUGCGUGUGGGUGGGCAUCCUUCUUGCUUCGCUACGGCAACGGAACGGGAGGCAGCAGGCGCCUCUGCAGAACGUGCCGCCGACCCGUCGCCGUCCUUCUGGCGCUGCCGGUGCGGCUGUCACUGGGCUCGGCGGCGGAAUGCGGGCAUCGCGCGCGAGCGGAGGGCACACGUGAAUGCGGAUGCCCCCGCCGGUCACUCGACAACUUCCGCUCAAAAGCAGCUGCUACUUUUUCUAUAUUUUGUUGAAGCCUAA